Molecule: messenger RNA, 3951 nt
Organism: Eleginops maclovinus (Patagonian blennie)
Lineage: Eukaryota; Metazoa; Chordata; Actinopteri; Perciformes; Eleginopidae
Product: solute carrier family 12 member 3-like
Exons: 28
Coding region: 156-3275 (1039 amino acids)
Biological process (GO): potassium ion import across plasma membrane; sodium ion homeostasis; chloride ion homeostasis
Cellular component (GO): apical plasma membrane
Molecular function (GO): sodium:potassium:chloride symporter activity
Source: RefSeq, a predicted model, not a curated record
UCGGUAAGGGAGGAAGCGGAGGCAGAUGAGAGGGGAUGUCCCCUAUCUCAUCGAAAGUAUAAAUAUUAAGAGUUGCAGUGAAGGAAUGAACAUAUUUCUUCCAUUGACAACGGCUUACCGGAUAAGAACAAGCUGUGAAUCAGUAAGACUUGCGGAUGGGGCAGUUGGCAUCCAAACGUGACGGGUUGGACCUGGGCGUUAUUCCCCGUGUCCGCUUUUCCACUAAUGAGGACGGACCUCCAAGGUACUCUCCGCACCAAUUUGACGGCAGCAGCCAGCGAAAUGAUAGCCUCCAAAUUCCUCCAACCAUCGUUGUCUCGGACAUGGAUCCAAGUGCAUCGGAGCUGCGAGGUUCGAGGGCGGAGCUACGAAGAUCUUCACUAUACAGCACAUUAGACCUAGUGCCCCAGCUGGAGAAUUAUGCCAGCACAUUGCCACGCCGCCUUUCAAGGCCUCGUCCAUCUCUCGUAGCUCUCCGCAGUGCAUUUGAGGAGGAGCAAGCAGGUGUAGAAGCCACAACCACAGACUCAGGAGUUAGCAGUCUACCAGGCGGCGGAAAUGAAGAGUCACAAACUCCGCAGGAGAGCGUUCCAGUUAGAUUUGGAUGGGUGCUUGGAGUCAUGGUUCGUUGCAUGUUGAAUAUUUGGGGUGUCAUCCUGUUUCUCCGCCUAUCGUGGAUCACAUCUCAGGCAGGCAUUUUGUUGACCUGGGUUAUUACCCUGAUGUCUGUUCUAGUGACUUCCGUAACUGCCCUCUCUAUCUCUGCCAUUGCCACCAACGGGAGGGUGAUCUCAGGAGGGGCCUAUUUCAUGAUCUCCCGCUCGCUGGGUCCUGAAAUCGGGGGACCCAUUGGAAUGGUCUUUUCUUUCGCCAACGCAUGUGCCUGUGCGCUCAACACUCUUGGCUUUGCAGAGGUUGUCCGUGAUCUAAUGCUGGAGUUCGAUGUCGUCAUGGUCGAUGCAGUCAACGACGUCCGUAUUGUGGGCGUGAUCACAGUGACUAUUCUUUUGCUCAUCUCAUUUGCUGGAAUGGAGUGGGAGUCCAAGGCCCAGAUUUUGUUCUUUGUAGUUCUCCUGGUCUCGUUCGCCAACUACUUUGUGGGUACAUUUAUUCCACCCAGCAUAGAGAAGCAGGCCCAGGGCAUCUUUAGUUAUCGCAGUGAUAUCUUCAUUUCGAACUUGAAACCUGACUGGAGAGGACCUGAAGGCAACUUUUUCCAGAUGUUUGCCAUUUUCUUUCCCUCCACCAUCGGCAUCCUGUCUGGCGCCAACAUCUCCGGAGACCUCAAAGACCCCGCCACUGCUAUCCCCAAAGGCACCCUCAUGGCCAUUUUCUGGACUACAGUGAGCUAUCUAAUCAUCACUGUAACUGUCGGGGCAUGUGUGGUACGGGACGCCUCUGGUAAUAUAAGUGACAUUAUUACUGGAAACGUCACUGAUGGCUGUGUUGGUCUGGGAUGUAAUAUGGGCUGGAACUUCACAGACUGCAUCGAGUCACAGUCUUGUAAAUAUGGUCUGGCCAACAAUUUACAGGUACUGGGCCAAGUUUCAGGUUUCUACUACCUCAUCACGGCUGGUGUCUUUGCAGCCAGCUUGUCUUCUGCCCUUGGCUUCCUCGUCUCCGGCCCUAAAGUCUUUCAGUGUCUAUGCAAAGACAACCUAUACCCGUACAUUGGAUUCUUUGCAAAGGGCUACGGGAAAAAUAAUGAGCCAAUCCGGGCCUACUUACUCUGUUACGUCAUUGCUCUGGCUUUCAUUCUCAUCGCGGAGCUAAACACCAUCGCAGCCUUGAUCUCCAAUUUCUUCCUGUGUUCCUACGGCCUCAUCAACUUCAGCUGCUUUCACGCUUCAAUCACAAACUCCCCUGGUUGGAGGCCGUCAUUUCAUUACUACAGUAAAUGGACAGCUCUGUUUGGAGCAGUGAUUUCUAUUGUGCUGAUGUUCCUGUUCACCUGGUGGGCUGCCCUCGCCACCUUCUGCAUAAUCUUCUUUCUCUUUGGAUACGUCAACUACAACAAGCCAAAGGUGAACUGGGGUUCGUCAGUCCAGGCAGGUACAUACAACAUGGCUUUGUCGUACUCAGUCUCCCUGUCUGGUGUUGACGACCAUGUCAAGAAUUUUAGACCGCAAUGUCUCGUCCUGACUGGGCCUCCAAACCAGCGUCCAGCCCUGGUGGACUUUGUCGGCUCCUUCACCAAGCACAUAAGCCUCAUGAUCUGUGGAGACAUAGUCAUGGAGCAGGACAGGCAGGCCCGGCCUCAGGAGGGCACUGAUUGGUUGGUAAAGUGGCUGAACAAGAGAAAGGUGCGCUCAUUUUAUACACCUUUCACUGCCGACAGCCUGAGAGUUGGAGCUCGACAUCUGCUGCAGGCAUCAGGUCUUGGCAAGCUGAAACCCAACACGCUGGUCCUCGGCUUCAAGGCAAACUGGAGGGACAGUUCUCCCGAAAGUAUUGAAGAUUAUAUCAACACCAUAUAUGAUACCUUUGACUCAAACUACUGUCUGUGUAUCCUGAGGAUGAUGGACGGUUUGGAUAUCUCCGACCUGUUUGAUGUUGAAGUGAACCAGGGCUUUGAACCUGAUGAAUCUGUAGAAACUGACAAUCAGCAGUCUCCUGAGAAAGAAUCAGCUGACAACAUCUCCGAUAACGUCGACACUGAUCAGAUCAAGACGGUAUUUCAGAACGACCAGGGAAAGAAGACCAUUGAUGUCUACUGGAUAGCCGAUGAUGGGGGUCUGACUCUGCUCGUUCCCUACCUGCUCACCAGGAGGAAACGCUGGCAUCGUAAUAAGGUCAGGGUCUUCAUUGUGGGAGAUGAACAAAACAUGGAGGAAGGCCGCAAUGAGAUGAUCGCUCUUCUGAAGAGGUUUCGUUUGGAUUUUCUCAACGUCACAGUCAUGACAGACAGCGAAAAGCGUCCAAAUGCAAAGAACCUGAGUAGGUUCGUGGACAGUGUCGCCCCCUUCAUGCUACACGAGGAACAUCAGGAAGGUGUCUCAAGUCAAGAACAGAGACAAAGUGCCCCGUGGAAAAUAUCAGAAAAAGAGUUUGAGGCCUUUAAACUUAAGACUGAGAGAAAAGUGAGGCUGAAUGAAAUUAUCCGGAGGAAUUCUCAACAUGCUGCUCUUGUGCUUGUGAGCCUUCCUGUGCCACACAGCGACUGCCCAAGUGCUCUGUACAUGGCCUGGCUGGAUACUCUGACCUGUGGCCUCCACUGCCCCGUGGUGCUUAUACGAGGAAACCAACAGAACGUUAUCACUUUUUACUGCCAGUAAAUUGUGUCUUACAAGGAUUACACCUUAACCUUUUACCGACAAGCCUUUUUUAAAGUGGCUGCGGUCCGUAGCAGUAGAUAUCAAUGAGAUGGUAGCUUUAUGGAAAUGCAUGUUUUAUAAUGCUCAUUUAGUCGUUCAUCCAGGUUGUUCCUUUUGUUACUUGUCUAUGUACAUAAAGAACAUUUGAAACCAGCUGUUUAAAGGUUUAAGAAAAUUCAAUUAAUAUCAAAAAUGAUCAACAUAAAUGUCAGUUUAGAACAAUCACGCACAUAGGAUGUGUUCGAAAUCCUGAUGAUAUUACGUAUGUGUGUAUAUAUAUUUAAUAAUUGACUUUGAACGCUAUCCUAUACCUAGAUAAACAGUUAACUAAGUGGUUGUUAUUACCUUCUUUCUUGCAGAGGUCAGGUAGUAGCUUUCAAUCGUUCAUAUCAAGUGUCCCACAGGGGAUUAAACUUGGUCCUUUUUUGUUUUGAAAAACAAUCGUCUCAAAACUGUUGUUUAUGCAAGAUGAUAGCUUUUUACCGAUCUUGAUCUCAAACUUUUGUAUAAUCACUACGAUAUUGUUCAGUUAUUUGUGUAUAAAAUGCCUGCACUUUUUUUGAACAUCCUGGUUAGAUAAAUUGUGUGCUAUUAAGAACACUAAAAGCUUCCUACAAUAAAUCAAAAUAUGAUUUAA